Molecule: messenger RNA, 1281 nt
Organism: Gastrolobium bilobum
Lineage: Eukaryota; Viridiplantae; Streptophyta; Magnoliopsida; Fabales; Fabaceae
Exons: 6
Coding region: 194-841 (215 amino acids)
Source: RefSeq, a predicted model, not a curated record
UUUGUAAAUUGACCCCAAUGUUGGAAAAAGACGAAAGGGAGGGUUCCGUGUUUAUGUUUUAUGCAGUGAUUCGGAUAGCUAUUCCCCAAAUGGUAUUUGUAAUUGUAACAGGGCAGGUCUCAAACUGAGAACCCUAACGCAAUCCCUUUCUUCUCGUGUGCGUGCGUGCGUGAAAACAAAGCAAAGCAACUCGAUGGUGUUCUACUUCCAAGCACGCCCAGAAUCUGGCGAUUACACCAUCUUCAUGGGCCUUGACAAGUUCGAGAACGAGGAGCUCAUCAAAUUCGGUUUUCCCGAAGACAUCUGGUUCCAUGUUGAUAAAAUGUCUUCAGCCCACGUCUAUGUCAGGCUGCACAAAGGUCAGACUAUUGAUGACAUGAGUCAAACGUUACUGGAAGACUGUGCUCAGCUUGUCAAAGCAAAUUCAAUUCAAGGAAAUAAAGUCAACAACAUUGAUGUUGUUUACACUCCCUGGUCCAAUUUAAAGAAAACUGCUUCGAUGGAUGUUGGUCAAGUUGGUUUUCACAACUCAAAAAUGGUUCGAACUAUUAGAGUGGAGAAGCGGAUCAAUGAGAUUGUUAACAGGCUAAACAGGACAAAAGCGGAAAAAAAACCUGAUUUGAAAGCUGAGCGAGAAGCAGUUAAUGCAGCUGAAAGAGCGGAGAGAAAACAACAGCUGAGAGAAAAAAAACGCCGUGAGGAAAUGGAAAGACUUGAAAAGGAGAAACAAUCAGAGCUUAGGAGCUACAAGGGUUUGAUGGUCACAGAAAAUAUGACAUCCAACAAACAAAUUGCAUCAGGAAGCAAAUCAUUGCAGGAAUUGGAGGAGGAUUUCAUGUAAGCAUUGAUUAUUGGAUUAUAGGCAGAUGGCUGGUGGUCAAUUUGCUACCUGGCGGAUUUACAUUGAUUAAAUAACCCAACUCCUGGAAUUGAAACUGCAUUGUCUUGGUUAAGAAAACCAAAUGGUGUGUACACAACUGUGAUUGAGGGAUUAAAGGAGAAGAGAAGAAAAAACGGGAGUGAAUGUAAUGCUUGGUUUUUGUACCUGGUGAUGGCAAUAUACAUGAUUUAUGACCUUGCUUGAGACAAUGGUGUUUUAAAUUAAUUUUCUGGCAGUCGAGUCAAAAACUGAAGUUUCUUGAUACAAUUAUCAUAGUAGUCUUGUUGCUUGUCCGGUUUAGAAUUUGGUUUCCUUUUUGCGCUUGAUGUUCACUGUGUGUGAAAAUUAUUUGGAAAUUAUGUAGUGUUUAUGAAACUGGAAGAGAAGCUUUUCAUUCUUGC